AUGUGCGGGGCUUUCGUCCAUGCGCUCAACGGCCAUGAGUCAGUUUGGGGACCUUUUGACAUCGUGCAUGGCCAUGACUGGAUGACAGGCCCCGGCAUCAUGGAGCUGAAGGGACAGGGCAAGCGCGUCGUCUUCACCAUGCACUCCACCGAGGGUGGCCGGAACGGCGAUAUGGGCAAGGGCCAUCCAGGCAUCAAGGACCUGGAACGGUGCUCCUGCGGCGCAGCAGACAAGCUGAUCUGUGUCUCCGGGGUGCUGAAAGACGAGGUCUGCGGAGUUUGCGGCGCUGAUGGGAAUCGGAUGUCCGUCAUCUACAACGGCAUCCAUGCGCAACCCAUCGUCAACAUGGAGUGGCAGGAUGAGUGGAUUGGCAACACCAAGGCGGAUAAAGGCUUCGGGAGGAUGGACCCCAUGUUCCUCUUCGUGGGCCGGCACACUGCGCAGAAGGGAUGUGACCUGCUCAUCGAGGCGAUUCCCCACGUGCUGGGCUGCCGAGGAGACGCCAAGUUUGUGAUCGUGGGUGACGGGCACCUGCUCGCCCAUAACCAGGGUCGGGUGCACGCCCUGGGCGUCG
Molecule: messenger RNA, 574 nt
Organism: Symbiodinium pilosum
Lineage: Eukaryota; Dinophyceae; Suessiales; Symbiodiniaceae
Source: the annotation of a GenBank genome assembly